AUGUCCGUCGACGCAUUUCCGCUUAGCGAUUUGAUUUACAUCAAGGGUUCACCGGUGGACCUCGAGAGCUUGAAGGGGAAGAAGAUUGUGGUUUUGGAGUUGUGGGCUACGUGGUGCCCGCCCUGUCAGGUGGCGUCUCAGUUCCCCGACGUGGUGUUUAUAGGGGUGACCAGCGAGGAGGACGUUGAACAUGUGAAGAGCUUCGUCGAGCAGAUGGGGGAAAAAAUGGCAUACACGGUGGCAAUUGACAACACCAACCGAGUGACGCAGCAGUACAUGAAUGAGUUUAAGUUAUCAGGUAUUCCUUGCGCGUUCGUGAUAGACUACGAUGGGAAGGUGUGCUGGAAUGGCCACCCGCUUGAAGACGGGAUGGUGGAAACAAUCAAGCGAAUCAGGCGGUAG
Messenger RNA from Schistocerca gregaria, 402 nucleotides. RefSeq names its product thiol-disulfide oxidoreductase ResA-like. The record is from RefSeq and is a predicted model, not a curated record. Gene Ontology annotation, molecular function: oxidoreductase activity. The transcript has 2 exons. NCBI's taxonomy places the organism in Eukaryota, Metazoa, Arthropoda, Insecta, Orthoptera, Acrididae. The coding region runs from base 1 to 402 and encodes 133 amino acids.